Xyrauchen texanus (razorback sucker) is the source of this 2646-nucleotide messenger RNA. Its product is annotated as ATP-sensitive inward rectifier potassium channel 11-like. Gene Ontology annotation, cellular component: plasma membrane. Gene Ontology annotation, molecular function: ATP-activated inward rectifier potassium channel activity. Lineage: Eukaryota; Metazoa; Chordata; Actinopteri; Cypriniformes; Catostomidae. The transcript has a single exon. Gene Ontology annotation, biological process: potassium ion import across plasma membrane; regulation of monoatomic ion transmembrane transport. Bases 127 to 1269 code for a protein of 380 amino acids. The record is from RefSeq and is a predicted model, not a curated record.
CUGCGCGCGCAGCGCAUGCACAUAGACUGUAGUAAACGCGGAUAUUUUGGGCGAAAGGAUGACCGCACUUGCCAUGGACUUGUCGUGUUAGAACUCGUCGUGAGACUACAGUAGUAUGGACCAGUUAUGUUGUCCAGAAAAGGGCUCAUUCCUGAGGAUUAUGUGGUGACUCGCUUGGCGGAGGAUGUGUUACAGCCCAAAUAUAAAACGAAACAUCGUAAAGCGCGAUUCGUUGCCAAGAACGGAACAUGUAACGUUGCGCACACGAAUAUUCGCGAACAAGGACGGUUUCUACAAGACGUUUUCACCACCCUUGUAGAUCUAAAAUGGCUUCACACUCUUCUGAUAUUCACAAUGUCCUUCCUGUGCAGCUGGCUUUUGUUUGGCAUGAUCUGGUGGCUCAUCGCCUUCGCGCACGGAGACCUGGACGUGAAAGGUGACGACUUUGUGCCGUGCGUAACGGACAUCCACUCGUUCUCCUCCGCUUUUCUGUUCUCCAUCGAAGUCCAGGUGACCAUCGGCUUUGGAGGACGGAUGAUCACGGAGGAAUGCGUACCAGCCAUCGUUAUAUUAAUCAUUCAGAACAUAGUAGGUUUGGUGAUCAAUGCCAUCAUGUUAGGAUGCAUUUUCAUGAAAACGGCGCAAGCAAACCGGCGAGCAGAAACGCUGAUCUUCAGCAAACAUGCGGUUAUAACGGUCCGAAACAACAAGCUAUGCUUCAUGUUUCGCCUCGGAGACUUGAGGAAAAGCAUGAUCAUCACUGCGACCGUCCACGUGCAGGUGGUGAGGAAAACCGUCACCAACGAAGGCGAACUGGUGCCACUGGACCAGAUAGACAUCCAAAUGGACAACCCGGUGGGCACCAACAGCAUCUUCCUGGUCUCUCCUCUCAUUAUCAGUCAUGUUAUUGAUAAAAACAGCCCUCUCUAUGAUCUUUCUGCGGCUGAUCUGCUCCAUGAAGACAUUGAGGUGAUCGUCAUACUGGAGGGGGUGGUGGAGACCACCGGUAUCACCACACAAGCGCGGACCUCUUACCUGUCCGAGGAGAUCUUGUGGGGGCACAGGUUCGUGCCCACGGUGUCUGAAGAAGAUGGGAUGUAUGCUGUGGACUAUUCUAAAUUUGGAAACACGAUUAAAGUGCCCACGCCGAGCUGCAGUGCGCGGACAUUGGAUAUGGAGGGCGGGUUGGAGAGGUUUAAAGUGCAGGAAUUCACCAGCAGCAAUAGAGCAUCAGUGAGAAGACGAAUCAAAAACACCAAAGAAGAGUGAAUUUGUUAAUUUAUCGUAAUUUCUGGGUUCAAUACAUGUUAAGCUCAAUCGACAGCAUUUGUGGUAUAAUGUUGAUUUCCACAAAAGAUCUUUUCGGCUCGUCCCUCAUUUAUUAACAGCAAAAAUGGAGGUUAUAGUGAAGCACUAACAUUGGAAGUGAAUGGGGCCAAUUUUGGAGGGUUUAAACAGAAAUGUGAAGCUUAUUACAUUAAUUCUGUUAAAAUUCAUGUAUAUUUCAGCUGUAAAACUGAAUAAAUCAUAAUUGUUACCGUCGUUUUAGGGUUUGUUGACAUUAUAUCGUCAUGGCUUGGACUGGCUUCAUCCACUUCCGUUGUAAGUGCCUACUGGAACCAAGGAGGGACAAUUCAAAAAUAAAUGUUACACUUACAACGGAAGUGGAUGAAGCAAUGGAUGAGAAUGAAAAUUCUGUCGUAAUUUUCUCACCCUCAUGCCAUCCCUAAUAUAACUUUCUUCUGCAGAACACAAACAAAGAUUUUUAGAAGAAUAUCUCAGCUCUGUUGGCCUAAGUGAAUGGGUACCAACAUUUUCAAGCGCCAGAAAGUACAAAGUCAUCAUAAGGGAUUGAGUGAGAAACAGACCAAUAUUGAAGUACUUUUUUUACUAUAAAUUCUCCUACCUACCCAGUAGGUGGCGAUAUGCAUGAAGAAUGUGAAUCGCCAAAAACAAUAGAAUAAUUUGAACGUGAAAGUGAAGAUUAAGAGUAAAAAGGAUUUAAAUAUUGAUGUUUCUCACCCACAUUAAUUAUAUUGCUUCUAAAGUUAUGGCUUAAACCACUGGAGUCAUAUGGAUUAAUUGUAUGCUGCCUUUGUGCUUUUAUUGUAUGGACCUACAGAGCUGAAAUAUUCUUCUAAAAAUCUUUGUUUGUGCUCUGCAGAAGAAAGGAAUUCAUACACAUCUGAGAUGUCAUGAGGGUGAGAACAUAAUGACAGAAUUUUCAUUUUGGGGUAUUUCUUUAACUUGUAUUGAACCCUGCAUGUUCCUCUAAAGUAAAGGAGGGACGAGUCGAAAUUACAUUUUGUGAUAAUCAGCAUUAUGCUGUCAAUUGAGCUUAACAUGUAUUGAACCAGUAAUAUUCUUUUAAUAUAUUUGUUUAUGAUGUAUGUUUAUGAUGUAUUGUUUAUGAUGUUAUGAUGUGUGUGCAUUAAAACAAACUUUAGAGUUGGAAUUUUCAGGUAGCGACGGUAUUCACGAUAGUUUAGAUGGGUAUAAAGAUCUCUUAAUGCAAUAUAUGCACGUUUCAAAAACGCUCUCAGGGUAUUGAGUGAUACAUAUGCACAUGGUUUGGAAAAUGCAUGACGUUUAAUAAAUCCCUGUUUUAUGCUUUGCUAUAUAAAUAAAUCAGCCUAUUUAUUUGUG